Messenger RNA from Sander lucioperca (pikeperch), 2881 nucleotides. RefSeq names its product solute carrier family 18 member 3b (gene slc18a3b). Gene Ontology annotation, cellular component: terminal bouton; AP-1 adaptor complex; AP-2 adaptor complex. Gene Ontology annotation, molecular function: xenobiotic transmembrane transporter activity; acetylcholine transmembrane transporter activity. Gene Ontology annotation, biological process: xenobiotic transport; chemical synaptic transmission; transmembrane transport. Lineage: Eukaryota; Metazoa; Chordata; Actinopteri; Perciformes; Percidae. Bases 541 to 2109 code for a protein of 522 amino acids. The transcript has a single exon. The record is from RefSeq and is a predicted model, not a curated record.
GGGGGCAAGCUAGUGAUGCGUCAUAGCACUUGGUGAAAAGAGGAGACAAAGGACUAAAAUAGCGCCGAACCUGCAGGUUAACGUGCACCAAUGACCACGAAGUCACUCGUGGUCUCAGAGCUGAGCGCAAAAGUGCCACAGGUGAUAGGAGGUAUGGACACAGAGAUGAGAAAGAUUGAGCGUCCUAUGUGUUGCAAAUAAGUAAUCAAAAACGCUCCAAACAAACUUUGCCAUGUAAGAUUAGCGAGCGAAACAGUGCAGAAACUCUACGAUUUCACCACGUCACUUCUCGGGAGAUCAUGAAACAACAUCGGAUGUGGCUGAGGCGAAGACACGUUGAGGAAGCUGAGGAAAGCCAUCUUCACCGAUGAGGCAGCCAAGUUCGCCUUCGCCUUUCCCUUUACGCACAGGCGAGGUGAGGACGGAGAGCAUCACAUACAUGUAAAGAAAACACCAAUGCGUCAUCCAAGUUGUUGAUCUGCAGCAAACGGGAGAAGCACAACAACAAUUUUGAAUCGAAAAUCAUAAAAGAAGCACAUCAUGGAUGGAGAAGGAGGAUCAUCCGGGCUGGUCAAAUCAGCCGCCGUAAAACUAUCCGAGAUGAGCGAAAGAACCAAGCAGUUAGGCACCGCGAUAAAGGAUCCUCACCAGCAAAGACGGAUCAUAUUAGUGAUUGUUUGCGUGGCUCUCUUGCUGGACAAUAUGCUCUACAUGGUAAUCGUGCCAAUUAUUCCAGACUAUCUUGUUGAGUUGGAGAGUCAGCAGGCAGAGCACGUCCAUGUAGUGAUACACCCAAACUCUUCAGCCAACAGCACAAGCCAAGACAAAAGCAACAAGGACAAUUUAGAUGUUCAGAUAGGAGUACUUUUCGCAUCUAAAGCCAUCCUGCAGCUGCUAGUUAACCCACUGUCGGGAACUUUUAUAGACCGUGUUGGAUAUGACAUUCCACUUUUAAUUGGACUGUCUGUUAUGUUCGUGUCCACUUGCAUAUUUGCAGUUGGUGAGAACUACGCGACGCUCUUUGUGGCCAGAAGUUUGCAGGGUCUGGGGUCUGCUUUCGCGGACACCUCUGGAAUCGCGAUGAUAGCUGACAAAUACACGGAGGAAUCAGAGAGAAGCAGGGCGCUGGGCAUCGCUCUGGCGUUUAUCUCUUUCGGUAGUCUGGUGGCGCCUCCCUUCGGGGGCUUCCUGUACGAGUUUGCCGGCAAGAAAGUGCCCUUCAUCGUGCUCGCCUGCAUUUGCCUGGCGGACGGGGUUCUGGUGCUGACCGUGAUCAAGCCGUUCUCCAACAGGACUAGAGAAAACAUGCCAGUCGGCACACCCAUAUACAGACUCAUGGUUGACCCGUACAUAGCUGUGGUGGCCGGGGCGCUGACAGUGUGUAACAUCCCCCUGGCCUUUCUAGAGCCCACCAUAGCCAACUGGAUGGAGACCACCAUGCACUCCUCUCAGUGGGAAAUGGGGAUCACCUGGCUCCCAGCCUUCUUCCCUCAUGUCCUUGGUGUGUACAUAACUGUGAAAUUAGCAGCAAAGCAUCCACAUUUGCAGUGGUUCUACGGAGCUUUGGGUAUGGUUAUAAUAGGGGCGAGCUCCUGCACAGUCCCUGCAUGUAAAACUUUUGGGCAGCUUAUCGCCCCGUUGUGCGGCAUUUGUUUUGGCAUUGCACUGGUAGACACUGCUCUGUUGCCGACACUUGCGUUUUUAGUUGACGUGCGUCAUACUUCAGUGUACGGUAGUGUUUACGCUAUAGCAGAUAUUUCCUAUUCUGUUGCAUAUGCUAUGGGUCCUAUAGUAGCCGGCCAGAUAGUGCACAAUCUCGGAUUUGUACAACUCAAUUUGGGUAUGGGCCUCGUCAAUGUGCUUUACGCACCAGCCCUGCUGCUGCUGCGCAACGUGUGCCAAAUGAAACCGUCCUACUCAGAGAGAGAUAACCUGUUAGAGGAGGCUCCGCAGGGGCUGUACGAUACUAUCAAGAUGGAGGAGAGAAGAGCUAAAAAGAAGGGCUACAGUUCGGCAGGGAAUUGCUUGUCAGUAGAUGAAAAUGGGUUUGACACCUUCAAAGCACAGCGGUCCUUGUCAGAAGAGUCGUCCGGUCCGGAGAACACUUAACCCGGCCACACUCUUACCGCCCCACGAAACAUUCCCCUAAAGAGAUUUGGAGAUGAGGCAGGUUGUAGUAAAGUAAUUUAAACUUUUAUGUAAGUACCGAUGUGCAAUAUAAACACCCGAUCACCAAAAUCAUGAUGACUGAUCCGCUUUCCAGAGUACAGUAUAUUGUAGAUUUCAUUGUGUCGAACAAGUCUAUGUAGCGUUUGUCAUGGACGUAUAACUGGAGUUUUGUGAGAGAUCAAUAAGCUACUGUUAAAUUUGUGUGUAUCACUGAGUAUUGUAAAAAGAUAUAAAUAGAUAAAUCUGCGUACAAGAUUAUACGGGACCAACUAUAAACAGCACAUUCCCCGUCCUUACACAAAAUAGCCUAUAUUUUUAGUCUCUGAAAAAAAACUUUUUUACUUGCACAUCAAAGGCCUGAUUUUCCUUUUUGGUUGUUAAAAAAAAAUCGUGAAUUUUAAUUUUGUAACAAGUGGGCCUGUUUGUCAUUUCUUUUUAUUUGUUUGUUAUAUGUUUUUGUUGUUUGAAAUUAAAUGUAUCAUAAUAAAUUGAUUUUGUACAUAUGUGGAUAUAAGCACAAUGUAAAUUCUUAAAACAUACGUGGACCUCUACAAAGUAUGUGUGUGUUUGUGUUUGUGUGUAUGUGUGCGCGCGCGUGUAUGAAACAUUUUGUCAAGACGUAGCAAAUGAAGUCAGUCUCCUUCAGAUGAACAAAGAUGUAUUCAUUUAUUAAUUGUCGUUUUAAUAAAUCUCUGUUUGGAUCUGUGUGAAA